Molecule: messenger RNA, 5486 nt
Organism: Terrapene triunguis (Three-toed box turtle)
Lineage: Eukaryota; Metazoa; Chordata; Testudines; Emydidae
Gene: UPF2
Product: UPF2 regulator of nonsense mediated mRNA decay
Exons: 23
Coding region: 366-4253 (1295 amino acids)
Biological process (GO): nuclear-transcribed mRNA catabolic process, nonsense-mediated decay
Cellular component (GO): exon-exon junction complex; cytoplasm
Molecular function (GO): protein binding; RNA binding
Source: RefSeq, a predicted model, not a curated record
CAGCAGCUAUGUAGCUUGUGUGAAAUUAAUUGUCCUCUGUCCUGUUCCCAAUGAAAACAAAUCAAUACCCUCUCCCUCCCAACCUUCGCAGUUGGCACUCAUUGGAACUUCUGUCAGCAGAGAGGCCAAGUAUUGAAUGGGCCAUCCAUGGUAACUGACCUCUCUCACCAUUAUUGGUAUGUCUUCACUGGAAAAAAAUAAAAAGAGAAAAAAAAAUGUGGUUUUUAUCUCAGGUUGGCUAAGUUAGGUUAAAUUAGCAGUGAGGACAUAGCAACUUGACUUUUGCCUCAAGUUAGCGCCACAAGUGGGAGCGGGGAAUGAACUCAAGCUGCUAACCCGAGUUAAAAAUUUGCCUGGGUAACAUAAUGCCAGCUGAGCGCAAAAAGUCAGCCAGUAUGGAAGAAAAAGAAUCUUCAUUAAAUAACAAAGAAAAAGACUUCAGUGAAAGGCGAUCAGUGAGCAGUAGAGAGAAACCAAAGGAGGAUGUGAAGGUUGGCCUGAAGAGAGAGACUCUCAAGACACCUGAAGAUAAAAAGAAAAAACUGGAGGAGGAUAAACGGAAAAAAGAAGACAAGGAGCGAAAGAAAAAAGAAGAGGACAAGAUAAAAGCUGAAGAAGAGCAGAAGAGGAAAGAGGAUGAAGACAAAAAGAAAUUUGAAGAGGAAGAGAAAAAGAAACAAGAAGAGGAAGUAAAACGUCAGCAAGAGGAGGCAGCUGCACAAUUGAAAGAGAAAGAGGAAGCACAUCAACUCCAUCAGGAAGCUUGGGAGCGCCAUCAAGCAAGAAAGGAACUCCGCAGCAAAAACCAGAAUGCACCAGAUAACCGCCCUGAGGAGAAUUUCUUUAGCAGGCUAGACUCGAGUCUGAAGAAGAACACUGCUUUUGUUAAGAAGCUAAAAACUAUCACAGAACAACAGAGGGACUCCUUGUCUCAUGAUUUUAAUAGCCUCAAUUUAAGCAAGUACAUUGCAGAAGCUGUAGCUUCUAUUGUUGAAGCAAAGCUGAAAAUAUCAGAUGUGAACUGUGCCGUGCACUUGUGUUCUCUGUUUCACCAGCGCUAUGCUGAUUUUGCUCCAUCACUUCUUCAGGUUUGGAAAAAGCAUUUUGAAGCAAGGAAAGAAGAGAAAACUCCCAACAUUACCAAACUAAGAACUGACUUGCGUUUCAUUGCAGAAUUGACAAUAGUUGGGAUUUUCACUGAUAAAGAAGGUCUGUCUUUAAUCUAUGAACAGCUAAAAAACAUUAUUAACGCUGAUCGAGAGACCCACGCUCAUGUUUCUGUGGUAAUAAGCUUUUGCCGGCACUGUGGAGAUGAUAUUGCUGGUUUGGUACCAAGGAAGGUUAAAAAUGCUGCAGAGAAGUUUAACUUGAGUUUUCCUCCUAGUGAGAUAAUCAGCCCAGAGAAGCAACAGCCCUUCCAGAAUUUGUUGAAGGAAUACUUUACAUCUUUGACCAAACACCUGAAAAGGGACCACAGAGAGCUACAAAAUAUUGAGAGACAAAACAGGCGUAUUCUGCACUCUAAAGGAGAGUUGAGUGAAGAUCGACACAAGCAGUAUGAAGAAUUUGCAAUGUCCUAUCAGAAGCUGUUGGCAAAUUCUCAGUCUCUGGCUGAUCUGUUGGAUGAAAAUAUGCCGGAUCUUCCCCAAGACAAACCAACUCCAGAGGAACAUGGGCCUGGCAUUGACAUUUUUACCCCUGGCAAACCUGGAGAAUAUGACCUGGAAGGGGGCAUCUGGGAAGAUGAAGAUGCUCGAAAUUUCUAUGAGAACCUUAUUGAUCUAAAAGCUUUUGUGCCAGCCAUUUUGUUUAAAGAUAAUGAAAAAUGUUCUCAGAACAAGGACUCCGGCAAGGAUGAAUCUAGAGAUUCAAAAGAUGCCAAGGAUAAUAAGGAUGUUGCUGGUAGUGAGGAUUUGGAGUUGGAUAUGGAGAAUUUGGACAUUAAUGAUGAUAACUUGGAGUUAGACUGUGGAGAUGAAACAGAAGAUCUCACAAAAAAGCUUCUUGAUGAGCAAGUAUGCUCAGGCAGGAGAGAGGGAGCAGAUAGCACCGGAGCUGAAAAUAGUGACGGAAAACAAGCUGAAAGAAAACAAGAGGAUGAAGAAGCCAGUACUGGGUCUCACUUAAAACUGAUAGUAGAUGCCUUCCUUCAGCAACUCCCAAACUGUGUCAACAGAGACCUCAUAGACAAGGCAGCAAUGGAUUUUUGCAUGAGUAUGAACACAAAAGCCAAUAGAAGAAAGUUAGUACGAGCUCUCUUCAUAGUUCCUAGACAAAGGUUGGAUUUGCUACCAUUUUAUGCAAGGCUGGUUGCCACAUUGCAUCCCUGUAUGUCUGAUGUAGCAGAGGAUCUUUGUUCCAUGCUGAAAGGGGAUUUCAGAUUUCAUGUGAGAAAAAAGGACCAGAUCAAUAUUGAAACAAAAAAUAAAACUGUGAGAUUUAUUGGAGAGCUUGCCAAGUUUAAGAUGUUCUCCAAAAAUGACACCCUGCAUUGUUUAAAGAUGCUUCUGUCAGACUUUUCUCAUCACCAUAUUGAAAUGGCAUGUACUCUGCUGGAAACGUGUGGAAGAUUCCUAUUUAGAUCACCAGAGUCUCACUUAAGAACAAGCGUUCUUUUGGAACAAAUGAUGAGAAAGAAACAAGCAAUGCAUCUCGACGCACGGUAUGUCACAAUGGUGGAGAAUGCAUACUAUUACUGUAAUCCCCCUCCUGCUGAAAAAACUGUGAGGAAGAAACGCCCACCUCUGCAGGAGUAUAUUCGUAAGCUUCUUUACAAGGAUCUCUCCAAGGUCACCACUGAGAAGGUCCUGAGACAGAUGCGCAAAUUGCCCUGGCAGGAUCCUGAAGUGAAAGAUUAUGUUAUAUGUUGUAUGAUCAACAUCUGGAAUGUGAAAUACAAUAGUAUUCACUGUGUAGCUAACCUCUUAGCAGGGUUGGUACUUUACCAAGAGGAUGUUGGAAUUCAUGUUGUGGAUGGAGUGCUAGAGGAUAUUCGCUUAGGCAUGGAGGUUAACCAGCCAAAGUUUAAUCAGCGACGGAUCAGCAGUGCCAAGUUCUUGGGAGAACUUUACAAUUACCGAAUGGUCGAGUCAGCUGUAAUAUUUCGAACUCUAUAUUCAUUUACAUCAUUUGGUGUGAACCCUGACGGUACUGCUAGUCCACUGGACCCUCCAGAACAUCUUUUUCGAAUUCGACUGGUCUGCACCAUUCUUGAUACCUGUGGGCAAUAUUUUGACAGAGGUUCCAGCAAACGGAAGCUUGAUUGCUUCCUUGUGUACUUUCAGAGGUAUGUUUGGUGGAAGAAGAAUUUGGAAGUUUGGACAAAAGACCAUCCAUUUCCUAUUGACAUUGACUAUAUGAUCAGUGAUACGCUAGAACUGCUGAGACCAAAGAUAAAACUCUGCAAUUCUUUGGAAGAAUCUGUCAGGCAGGUACAAGAUUUGGAACGAGAAUUCUUAAUAAAACUAGGCCUUGUGAAUGACAAAGAUUCAAAAGAUUCUAUGACGGAAGGAGAGAAUCUGGAAGAAGAGGAAGAGGAGGAGGAAGGUGGAGCAGAGACAGAAGAACAGUCUGGAAAUGAAAGUGAAGUAAAUGAGCCAGAGGAAGAGGAGUGCUCAGACAACGAUGAUGAGGAGGGUGAGGAAGAAGAGGAAGAGAAUACCGAUUACCUCACAGACUCCAAUAAGGAGAAUGAAACUGAUGAAGAGAACACAGAAGUAAUGAUUAAAGGAGGAGGACUUAAACAUGUUCCUUGUGUAGAGGAUGAGGACUUCAUUCAAGCAUUGGAUAAAAUGAUGCUGGAGAAUCUUCAGCAACGGAGUGGAGAAUCUGUGAAAGUACAUCAGCUGGAUGUUGCUAUUCCCCUGCAUCUCAAGAGUCAGCUAAAGAAGGGUCCACCCUUGGGUGGUGGGGAAGGAGAAUCUGAGUCGGGAGACACAAUGCCAUUUGUCAUGUUAACUCGAAAAGGCAACAAGCAGCAGUUUAAGAUCCUAAAUGUGCCAAUGUCUUCCCAACUUGCUGCCAACCACUGGAAUCAACAACAAGCUGAGCAAGAGGAGAGAAUGAGAAUGAAAAAGCUCACUCUGGAUAUUAAUGAACGGCAAGAACAAGAGGACUAUCAGGAGAUGUUACAGUCUCUGGCACAGCGUCCAGCUCCAGCAAAUACUAAUCGUGAACGGCGGCCUCGUUACCAGCAUCCGAAGGGAGCACCUAAUGCAGAUCUAAUCUUUAAAACUGGUGGGAGGAGACGUUGAUCCAGCAGCAAGUGUCAUUUCAUUAGGUCCUGUAUCUCUGAUGUUGUGGAUAGUGGAGUCCUCCAGCAAUUAAAUGAGAGCCGUGGACACAUCUCAGCAUGUCAGUCUAGAGAGUUCAGAAUCGAAACCUGGGACAGGCUGGAGCCGUGGGGAAGAAACACCAGCCUCCACUAAAAACAGAACAAGUGGAAGCUUCCAAGUCAUGGCCUACAAAAAAAGCAUUUUGUUACAGGAACCGUGUGAGGGUUAAUCUUCUCAUGAGAAUGGAAGUAAAUAAAUGAGAUGGUUAACUUGACCAGUGAGCAGUUCAGUUACAACAAAGAGCAAUUAAAAAUAAGAUGGAUUACACUGGAACGGAAAGGGUUUUGAUGGCUCGAUGUGAGGAAAAAACAAAGAAAGUUCUAAACCCAGUGGGAGUUAUAUUAUCUCUGAAUCGAGCAUUCUGUGGCAGAAGAAUAUUCUUUUGGGGGCUUCAAGUCUACAGUAGAAAAGUGUAGAGCAAGCAGUAAAAUCUUAUCGCAAACCCUGACAUGUAGGAUGACAAAAUUAUGAUCAAUUAGCAAACAUCAGAUACUCCACAGAGGGAAGGCUUUUGUUUUAACAAUAACCUUUUUCUAAAAGGAAUAGGCGGGAGGGGGAAAAUCAAACAGAGGCAAGGAGAUAAAAUUGUCUGUUAAGGUUAAAGACAAAAUGUGAAGUUUAUUGACAGAGUGUUUACCCAAAUUGCAUAGAACAGCCUGACACCAGCCUAAGAACAGGGAUAUAGUUGAGCCCCAUUGUAAGUAUCAUUGAAAACCAAAAUGUGCCAGUCAGCAUGACAGAAGGACAUCAAGGAGCGGAUCCAAAUGUUUUGUUGACCUUCACGGGUUGACGAGCCUUUGUGUCUAAAAAAGAGAGAGAAAAAAGUCUGGAAAUAAAUAGAAUUUUUAUUUUAUUUUUUUUCUAGGUAGAAAAGAGGUUUCUUGGUCCGUUUCUGACAAUCUGUUAUUUAUUAGUAUAGUUGUGUUUUUUUGUUCGCUUUCAGGUAGGUGUAGUACAUUCAGUUAAAGAGCACAUCUGUAUGCUACUACUUGAUUAAAUCUUUUUUUCUAGCUCUUUUAAAAUUCUUUCUACCACUGGUUUGGUUUUUGCAUGUAGAAUAAAAAGACUUGUAAAAUUGUAACAUUUCAUACAGAAAUGCCGCCCGAUCUUCACCAGCUUCAGAAAUCUGACCUUUGCCGAUGCUGCAAUAAA